This is a messenger RNA of Besnoitia besnoiti, 1005 nucleotides long. RefSeq lists its product as uncharacterized. The record is from RefSeq and is a predicted model, not a curated record. The transcript has a single exon. Lineage: Eukaryota; Apicomplexa; Conoidasida; Eucoccidiorida; Sarcocystidae. Gene Ontology annotation, cellular component: membrane. Bases 1 to 1005 code for a protein of 334 amino acids.
AUGGGUUCUCUUCGUCUUGCGCUCGUUGCCGUUCAGGCCUUUGUCGCUCUCGUAGUUAUACAGUGCAAAUCUUCCGCGUGUGACGAGAUUACUUUUGAACCGGCGCAGAGCGGUUCCGCAAUCUGCAAACCAAACGACCAGAAAAAAGGAAUUGAGCUUACCCUCGAGCCCAAGGAAAAAAGCCUCUCUUUCAAGUGUGAGUCAGAAGCCGCCACCGUUCUCAAACCGGAAGAUCCAAAAGACAAUUUUUAUAAAACCCAUGAAUGUGAAAUUUUGGCGCCUCUCGCGUCUGUGUGCGCCGGUACCACGUUAACAUCCAAACCGGAUGUAAAUCCGACGACAUACACAUUGAAUAUGGGAGAAGGGGAACGAACGGAAGCAACCCUCUACUUCAGCUGCGAAAACAAAGCCGGGUUGCCAGGGGCAGUAGGGCCAGCUGCUCUUGUAGCCCGUGAAGCGCCAAGUACCCCAAAUUGCAUUGUCAAGGUUAACAUCCAGCCAACAUCGGAUAAGGAACCUGAGCAUCCACAAGCCGGAGAUGGGCAAACCCUGAAAGUCGCCGAAUGCAAAACAACGACUGUGACAGCGACUGCUUCCUCGGCAUCGCCGCUCGCCUUCAAAUGCGGGGCCGGCACAUUGCUGCUGCCCGCGCAGCAUGAAAUGGUUUUUAACGGCAGGGAUGGAGAGUGUGGUGCGGAGGUCGCCCUGAGAAGCCUCGUGGACGCGACGUUGCAGAUACCGGCGGAAAAUCAGGAUUUCUACACACUCAGCGUCAACAAAGAUCCGCUGCACAACACUACGGUGUGCUACAAGUGCGAAAAAACAGCUGGAGGAGAGGCGCUACGCCAUCGCAGCGUGCGAACGGACGCAGAUGAUAAGCUGCAGUGCCUCUUCAGGGUCGAGAUUAAGGGCACUUCAGGCGCAGAGUCAUCCACACAUUUGACGGAUGCCGGGGUGCUGUUCUUCAUGGGGACACUCGGAUUUGUCUUGCAGACUCUGGUCUAA